Stegostoma tigrinum is the source of this 1860-nucleotide messenger RNA. RefSeq names its product ubiquitin-like modifier activating enzyme 5 (gene uba5). The transcript is spliced from 12 exons. NCBI's taxonomy places the organism in Eukaryota, Metazoa, Chordata, Chondrichthyes, Orectolobiformes, Stegostomatidae. Gene Ontology annotation, biological process: protein ufmylation. The record is from RefSeq and is a predicted model, not a curated record. Gene Ontology annotation, molecular function: UFM1 activating enzyme activity. Gene Ontology annotation, cellular component: cytosol; cytoplasm. The coding region runs from base 274 to 1494 and encodes 406 amino acids.
AGAAGGGUCUAGGCCCAAAACAUCAGCCUUCCUACACCUCUGAUUCUGCUUGGCCUGCUGUGUUCAUCCAGCUUCUCACUUUGUUAUCCCGUCAUUCCGCCCAGCUUUUGUGACGCCACGUUCGAUCCUUUGUGACGCCACGUUCGAUCCUUUGUGACGUUGCGUCCCUCUGAUGUCACAACGUUCGGUCCGGUCCUCGGGAUUGAGACGUGGCGUUCCAUUUCUCUUCCUCUUCGCCCGAAUCGAACCGAUCCGGCCCGGCCCUGUCCUGCCAUGGCCACGGCCACAAUACCGGAGCUGCAGGCGAAAAUCCGAGCUCUUGAAGACGAGCUGGCGGCGGAAAGGGCCGAAAAAGCCGGUUCGGGGGAGCAGUCGUGUCGGCGCCGCAAGAUAGAGAAGAUGAGCGCGGAGGUGGUCGAUUCCAACCCUUACAGUCGGCUGAUGGCUCUCAAACGGAUGGGAAUUGUUACAGAUUAUGAGAAAAUUCGGGAGUUUGCAGUGGCAGUUGUGGGUGUCGGUGGAGUCGGAAGUGUGACAGCUGAAAUGUUGACAAGAUGUGGCAUUGGUAAGCUUUUACUCUUUGACUAUGACAAGGUCGAACUGGCAAAUAUGAACCGACUUUUCUUUCAGCCUCACCAAGCCGGCCUCAGUAAAGUGGAAGCAGCUAAACAUACCCUGAGGAACAUUAACCCUGACGUUCAGUUUGAAACACACAACUACAACGUCACUACAAUGGACAACUUUCAGCAUUUUAUGGAUCGCAUCAGGAAUGGUGGGUUGCAGGAAGGAAGGCCUGUGGACUUGUUACUGAGCUGUGUGGACAACUUUGAAGCCCGUAUGGCAAUCAACACAGCGUGCAACGAACUUGCUCAGGUGUGGAUGGAGUCCGGGGUCAGUGAGAACGCAGUGUCUGGACACAUCCAGCUUGUUAUCCCGGGAGAGACAGCCUGUUUUGCAUGUGCCCCCCCACUCGUGGUGGCUGCGAAUGUUGAUGAGAGAACGCUGAAACGUGAAGGGGUGUGCGCGGCCAGUCUACCCACAACCAUGGGUGUCGUAGCUGGACUGCUUGUACAAAAUGUCCUCAAAUAUCUUUUAGGCUUUGGUUCUGUGAGUUACUACUUGGGCUAUAACGCAAUGCAAGACUUCUUUCCGACAAUGGCAAUGAGACCAAAUCCUAACUGCGAUGAUCAAAGCUGCCAGCUCCGACAGGAAGAGUAUAAGAAGAAAGAAGCAACAGUUCCAAAGCAACAGUUACUAGAAGAGGAUGAAGAGAUUGUACAUGAGGAGAACAACUGGGGGAUUGAGCUAGUUUCUGAGAUAUCAGAGGAAGAACUGAAAGCUGCAUCUGGCCCUGUGCCUGACCUUCCGGUGGGAAUCACAGUUGCAUACACUGUGCCUGAUAAGCAGGAGGAGGGCAUUGAUAACAUUGGAGAAAUGGUGCAAGAGACGGAGCAGAGUCUGGAGGAGCUCAUGGCUGUGAUGAAACGCCUUUAACAUCUUCAGUACAAUAGAGUUCUUCCAUAUGAUGGAAAUAAUUCAGACAUUUUUCAACAUGAAGACCAUAGUGGUGAUGGCCAUGCCUCUGAGCCAGGAGUCCUGGAUUCAUGACCCACCUGCUCCAGAGACACAUGUAAUAACAUUUCUCACCAACCUGUUCAGAAGAUAUCUAACACAAAGACCUUAUUUCACACAGCUGACUCAUGCAAGUCACUGUCAUCGGUUGCAGUAAAACAUGGUGGUUCCAUUACAUUUAAGUAAUUUUUUAACUGAGCUAUUAUGCAUUGUCAUCUCUUUGUACUCCUCCAGAGCUACUGUGUGGAAAUGAAUGACUGUAUAUAAUUAAACAAUAUGAAAACUUAA